Molecule: messenger RNA, 1473 nt
Organism: Rotaria sordida
Lineage: Eukaryota; Metazoa; Rotifera; Eurotatoria; Philodinida; Philodinidae
Source: the annotation of a GenBank genome assembly
AUGUCUCAUAUUUGGCUUCUUGUUUUUCUUGUUUUUCUGCCGAUCGCUCAUUCCAUCGAAAGUUUUGAUGAUUACAAUCAAGAAUGGAUAGAUUUUGUUCGUCAAUAUGAUAAGAGCUAUGCCACUGAAGAAGAAGCUCAACUACGUCGGUCAAUCUUUAUUGCGAAUCUCCGUGAAAUUGAACGACACAAUAGUCAACCUAAUCAGACCUAUAUAAAAGCCAUUAAUCAGUUUUCUGAUUUGAGUCAACAAGAGUUUGAAGAGCAUGUUCUUUCGCCUCAAUUAGCCUUUGCCUCUGUUCCAAAGCCACAACCGGUACCGGUCAUGACUCGAUCGUCAACAACAGCCUCGUCAGUGCCUACCGGAUGUACAUGUGGUUCGAGUAACUGUUGUAUUUCAUCAGCUAAUCCAAACGCAUGCUGCUUGGCUCUUGGUAUGGGAUCAUGGAAUCGACGUCAAUGCAAUCCAGGCGCUUGUAGUGGUGUUGUUCCCAAUAAUUGCAAGUCUCGCGAUUCACAGUGUUGUCAAUCAUCACAGAAUCCAGGUGAAUGUUGUGCUGCUCUUGGAUUUGCAUCUUGGGAUGGUGGUUGGUGUCGAGGUGCACAUGCAUCCACUGUUCCAAAUGGAUGUUCUGCUUCGAAUAGUCACUGUUGUUCAGAAAGUACUUUGCCCCAAAAAUGCUGUGAAGCAUUUGGCUUUGAAUAUUUUGAUGGAGCUUACUGUCGUCAUUCGGCAUCUUGGUAUCCAGCUCCUGAACGCUUAGAAAAUGAUUAUCCAAAGAAUUUUGAUUGGACAUCAUUGAAUUAUCGAGUGGUAACUGACGCCAAAAAUCAAGGAGCGUGCAAUACUUGUACAUUCUUUACAGUAGUAGGGGCCUUAGAAAGUGCAUACGCUAUUAAGCAUCAAAGUAAUGCUAUUCCUUUAUCUGAACAACAAUUAAUCGAUUGUUCAAUGCCGAAUAGAGGUGGAUGUUGGGCAUCGAAUUUUGGUGAUUCAUUGGAUUAUUUAAUUCAAAAUCCAAAACGUCCACUUGCUACUGAAGCUCAAUAUCCAUAUCAAGGUCUUCGCGAUACAAAUUUCUAUCCACAAGCUUGUGCCGAUCGGCUCUUUCAACGUUUAGGUGCCACACAUUUAUUCGAAAGCAAAGAGAGUUAUCAUGAUGCAUGGGAUACAAUCAACGAUGAUCUUCUAAUGCGUCUUGUAUCAAAAGGUCCUAUAGCUGUUGCAAUCAAUGCUGAUUUCAUGGGCGGUUAUGGAGGCGGAGUGUAUCGAGGACCCUGUCCACCACAUGUCAAUCAUGCAGUACUUUUAACCGGUUGGGGUACGGAUCAACAAACUGGUGUUCCUUUUUGGCGUGUUAAAAAUUCAUGGGGAACAGGCUGGGGUGAAAAUGGUUUUGCUCGUUUCGAGCGUAAACCUGGUCAAAAUCAAUGUUUUAUCUAUCAUGAAGUUGCACGACCUACGGCUAUAUAA